Messenger RNA from Solenopsis invicta (red fire ant), 1663 nucleotides. It is a transcript of the gene Polr3H, whose product is annotated as DNA-directed RNA polymerase III subunit RPC8. Lineage: Eukaryota; Metazoa; Arthropoda; Insecta; Hymenoptera; Formicidae. The transcript has 6 exons. Bases 480 to 1109 code for a protein of 209 amino acids. Gene Ontology annotation, molecular function: DNA-directed RNA polymerase activity; DNA binding. Gene Ontology annotation, cellular component: RNA polymerase III complex. Gene Ontology annotation, biological process: DNA-templated transcription; transcription initiation at RNA polymerase III promoter. The record is from RefSeq and is a predicted model, not a curated record.
GGGCGAUAUGCUUUUUGCUGGCCAGCUGGCCGGCGUCCUUGUCACAGUUGUCACUCUUGUCAGUCCUUGUGUAUGUAUAUAUGUACAGAAUUCAUUAAAUCCGUGUAGGCCGUGUAGUAAUCUGAGUAGUCUGACAUCCAGGGCCUCAGAAAAGAAGAAGAAAUUCGUUGCUCUUUUCACGUGCGAUAAGUUUCGUUGAUAUAACCAUGGUUCAAUUUUGCACUAUCUCAAAAAUAAAAUAAACGAACAAAGCUCUGACCAAUUUGAUAUUCUGUUAGCCUGAACUAUAUAAUUAAAAAGCAAGAAACAACUAAACUAAACUAAACUGCUCGUUCUUUUUGCUUUAUUCUACGGUUUUGUUUUAUACAUAUGUUUAUUAUAAACAAAAAAUAUAAAAUUUAUGAUAAAAACGUUUUUCUUAUGACGAUUCCAUAUUUUGUGUGUAUUUUAUUAGACUAAGGUGUAAGGUUAAAACAAAAAUGUUUGUGCUGGUGGAAUUAAAAGAUACUGUUAGAAUACAACCAAGUAGUUUUAAACAAAAAUUGAAUGAUGUUAUUGCUAACGAAUUAAAUAGAAAACUUGCUAAUAAAGUGUACAAAGAUGUAGGUCUCUGUAUCACAUUGCAUGAUAUUACAAAGAUCGAAGAAUCAUAUAUUUUUCCAGGAGAUGGAGCUUCUCACACAAAAGUGACAUUUAGAUUUAUUGUAUUUCGUCCAUGGAUGGAAGAAAUAUUAAUAGGAAAAAUUCGUAGUUGUAGUCCCGAGGGUGUACAUGUUACAUUAGGAUUUUUUGAAGAUAUAGUCAUACCGCCUCAUAAGUUACAACAUCCGUCACAUUUUGACCAAAGGGAACAAGUAUGGCUGUGGAAAUACAAGACUGAUGAUGGAGAAACUCAUGAUCUAUUUAUGGAUGCAGUUGAAAUUUCAGAUCAAGUUAUACGAUUCAGAGUAGUAAAAGAAAUCUUUACAGAAGUACCUUUACCAUCGGCACCUAAUGCAUCUCGCGACAUGAGUGAGAAGCCAGAAGCUAAUAACGUUGCACCAUAUAUUUUACACGGAUCGAUUGAUGAACCUGGUUUAGGUUUACUUGCCUGGUGGCAAGAUUCAUAAUUUGUUAUGUAUAUAUUAGUCGGUUUUAAGGCUACUGAUCAAUCACCAUUUCUCUGAUUAUAUGAUAUCGGAAACAAAACACAAUUUUUACAAGAUAUAUUAAAAUAAAAAUAUUUUUUAGUAAAACAAGAAAUAUUGAAAUUGAUGAAACAAACUUGUAAAAUGUUGUCGAAAACUUUCUCUUUGCUUGUUCAAUAAAUAAUCAUACAUCUGAAAUGGAGUUGUGCCUAAUCAAAAACGAAAUAAACUAUUCAGUUAUAAAUACUGUAGAAUAAAUACAUAAAAACAUAUGUGACUCGAUUCCUUUCUAAAACAAAAUGAAAAUUCUCCGAUAUAUUUUCAAAAUCUAUUUUUUCAAUUGUAUUAUUUUAUUGAAAGAUAUUUUUAAUAUAUUUUGAGAAAUGUAUUAAAUUUUUUUUUUUUCCAUUUUUGACAUGACAGUCUGAUAUAAAAUACUGAAGAAUGAUCAGGAACCUUAAGCAAAUUAUGUAUAAUAAAGAUGUGUAUGAUUAAAGUACAAGAAAUUCUGGUCAAUAAAUUUUUAUUUCACAGCA